This is a messenger RNA of Cylas formicarius (sweet potato weevil), 1709 nucleotides long. RefSeq names its product zinc finger protein 521-like. Lineage: Eukaryota; Metazoa; Arthropoda; Insecta; Coleoptera; Brentidae. The transcript has 6 exons. Bases 274 to 1674 code for a protein of 466 amino acids. The record is from RefSeq and is a predicted model, not a curated record.
GCUUUUUACGUCGGGAGAAAGAAGUAGAUAGAAUGAGUGGUGCAGAUCACAAAAUACCACCUACGGAACGUGUUUCCUCCUUACUUGCAUUAUCGAUGAAAACAAAUUCCUGGAAAUAUAAUACUGACAAAUAACAACCUGCCACUCCGGGACCCGAACGGAAAACGAAUUGUGGUCUCUGCGUCUGUUGUCCAAUAUAAUAUUUGUGUCUGUGUUGCGGCAACAUGGCGGUUUCUAUAAAAACAAAACAGAAAUCCUAACCGCGUAUGAAAUAUGGACAUCAAAAGUGAGAUCGUAAUUAAGGACGAAAAUUUGCUUAAUGUGAAAAGUGAACAAAACGAUGAAAUUAUUUUCAUCGAUUCGUCGGACGAAGAAACCUCCGCGACUAGCAGCAAUACUGACGUCGAUGUCGAGGACAAAAUCACGAGCACGUACAUAAUUUACAAAGAACCGCUGCAGCAGCAAGAAAACAAAGUCGACUACUUUUUCUGCGUGGUGUGCCUGUUGGGUUUCACGGAUAAUCAGAAGCUGGAGAGUCACCUAACUGAGGCCCAUUUCUUUAUCAAAACGAUCUAUGUGUGUCCAAAUUGUCUGGAAUCGCAUACGUCCAAGGACGAUUUUCAGACCCACUUGAUGCAGCACGCGCUCCCUUAUUCAAACGAUUUCAUGGCUUUUGAGUGCAACUACUGUAAUCUCAGUAAUGGCAGCCGGGUGGGCAUGUUGGCACAUGUGGAGCAACACUUCCGCAAGGCGAAGCGUCAAAUGGACCAGGCAAGCCGAUUUUCGAAAACCAUCGAAUCACUUAAGAGGAACGUAAAGACGAUGCGCACGCGUCACGGAUGGGCGUCGCGGCAGCAACAAAAACGGCCGCCAUUUUGCCGGGUGUGCUGCAAACGCGUGUACCGUCUGCGCGAGCACGUCAAAGCGGUGCACUCGGCGACACUCGCGUGUUUCGUUUGCCACGCCCCAGUCACCAAAUUGGAAAAGCACUUGCGCAAGGAGCACUUCUACUCGAGACCGAUUCACAGUUGCCCGCUGUGUCCGGACACGUUCGAGGUGCGCAAAUCGUUCGUCGCGCACCUCCAAUCCGCGCACCGGUUCUCCUACAGGGACACGUACACAACGUACAUGUGCGUGCAUUGCGGCGGCGUGACCUCCGACCACCGGAGCGCGGCGGAACACGCGAACCGGCAUUUUCGGGAGGCGGGCGUCGAGCCUACAGACGGUGGCGGGCCCGUCGGGCCCGGAACUUGCAAGCACUGCCUCGAGACGGUCGCGGGCGACGGGCUACGUUGUCGGGGCCCCUGCGGUGGCUCCUAUCACCUAAACUGCUCGACCGGCCUGGCCGAGGAACUGUUCGACGUCGACAACGAAAACUGGUUCUGCGUGGAGUGUCGCGGAUCCGACGCCAACGAAGCGUUCGGUGUCAUUAACGAUAUCGCGAACACGUCGCGUUCCAUGGAUGUGGCGACCAAUGACUACCGCAGGGAAGCGAAGAGAGUGAAGCGGAUGCGAGACUUGACAGACAGUAUUAAGGAGGAUCACGCGAAGCUGGAAAACGACAUGGAGCGAAUCGACAAUUUUAUACGGAAUGCCAAAUCGGACAGAAUCAAUAAUAAACUAACGCGGACGGUUUGCAACAUCGUCCGCAAUCUCCUGCACCAGAGCGAUUAGAAUGUAGUUGGAAAUAAAAAUAUAAAUCACGUCUA